ACCUCCUCGCGAGUACGGCCGAGGUUUCGCUCAUCAAAGAACUCGUGAGAGACCGUCAAGGUUUCGCUCAGCGCUGCAGCGGGGAUGCCGUCGUUGACAAUUAGAAAGAUGCCGAAGCCGGAGCAUGCUCGUCAGAUUCGCCUUACCGCCUCCUCCUUCUUUGCAUCGUCGGCGUCGGUAGUAGUAGUGAAGAAGGAGCCACAAAAGCGCCAUCGAAAUUAUUCUAAUCAAUCCUUGGCGCUGAGCGAGUACGUCAUCAAAGGCUCGGAGCUUCUCGAACCGGUGUCGGCGCCGUUGGUCAAGUCCACGCCUUCCUUCAGAUCCGUAAAAGUACCAGCCGAGAUUCAGAGUCACAGUCGUCCUCAUCCUCGUCUCCGUCGUCGAACGAUGACCUGGUUCCUCGCCCGACGAUCGCGCAACGGAGGAACUAGUCCUGGAGCUCCAUCGAUCUCAGGGAGUACAAGGUCUACAGAGCAGAGUCGUUCUCCCAGUCGAGCCGGAGGCUGGCGGCGGACGCGGAGACUCAGACCGACGACAAGAGGCGGCGGAGGAGGCCGGUGAAGCUAGCCGAGGAACCAUCGGAUUCCACCCGGAGACGCUAGAGACGCUGAUGAAAGCGGACAGGCGGCUGAUACUACUGGGCGCGAGGAGGAGCGGCGGCUGAUACUACUGGGUGUUUGUGUAGGGGCAACGUCGAAAUCGGUGCUGGAGCUGAUGAACGGGAACGGUGGCGAAAUAAGGUCGGCGGAGGAUGUGUGUCGGAGGGGAUAACAUCGCCAGAAUUAGGGGUUUUAAUGGGCAGGAUUAUGAUUCUUGUUCCAUAUGCAAACUCAGCCAAUGAAACACAGUCAGGUUUGCAGGCUUUCGUGGCGGUGUGGAGAAAAGAUACACAUCAUGAAGCAAAGGAAAGCAGGCGUGGUAUGGGAAAGAUGGCCGGCAUCUCACACCAGUGUGUAAUGUGUUGAAUGUGGUGAGCUCGAAGAAACCAUAAUGAAUUAGGGGUUUUUUUUUUAAUAGUUAUAAAAGUGAGGUGGAA
Messenger RNA from Linum tenue, 1036 nucleotides. NCBI's taxonomy places the organism in Eukaryota, Viridiplantae, Streptophyta, Magnoliopsida, Malpighiales, Linaceae. The record is from the annotation of a GenBank genome assembly.